Cladophialophora yegresii CBS 114405 is the source of this 1374-nucleotide messenger RNA. RefSeq lists its product as uncharacterized. Bases 1 to 1374 code for a protein of 457 amino acids. The record is from RefSeq and is a predicted model, not a curated record. NCBI's taxonomy places the organism in Eukaryota, Fungi, Ascomycota, Eurotiomycetes, Chaetothyriales, Herpotrichiellaceae. The transcript has a single exon.
AUGUCGCAUACCCGAGGAACAGAACUCGACCCUCUCGUCGACCGAUUCCAGCACUUGACCUCCAAAGCACGACCAAAUGAAGCUCUGACCAUCCUCAAGCGCGUUGCCUCCCUGGUCAAGCCCAUCAUGCGCGUUCGUGGCUGGCGGGUCGGCAUCCUGGCGGAGUUCUACCCCGACGAGCAUGCCUUGCUCGGUCUCAAUACCAACCGCGGCGAGGCCAUCCACCUGAGACUCCGCUAUCCGUCGGACGACAGACAGUUCCUGCCCUUCGAGAACAUCGUGGACACCAUGCUGCACGAGCUAUCCCACAUUGUGCACGGCCCGCAUGACCAAGCCUUCCACGCCCUGUGGGACAAACUGCGAGACGAGCACGAGGCCCUGCUGAGAAAGGGCUACACGGGCGAAGGAUUCCUGGGCAAAGGCAACCGCCUCGGAGGGAGAGGCAUCCCUCGAUCUGAACUCCAACGGCAGGCCCGCGCGGCGGCUGAGCGGCGCGGCCGGAAUGCCAUCCUAGCCCAGGGAAGCGGCAGCAAACUCGGCGGGAAGGGGAUCCUGCGCGGCCAAGAUGCACGUGAGAUCAUCGCCGCCGCGGCUGAGCGACGGAACCGCGUGAACCGGGGCUGUGGUAGCACGGUGCCGGAUAUGGGGAAGAAGCUCGCGCAAGAACAAGCCAUCAAGAAGGAAAAGGUCGCCACCACGCAGGCGGAGAAGGCGGACGAAGACGAGGCAGCCCUCAUGCAAGCCUAUAUCGAGAUCAUCCAGGAAGAGGAAGCUCAGAAGUUCGGUGCGGGCUACGUUCCACCGAGCCAGGAUAACCCUACAGGUGGCUAUGAACAGGGAAACACCGUCCAACCACCCACAGACCUGAGGAAACUACGCGAGGAACAGCUCGAAAUCGAACGACAGUUGAGAGAGAACCCCGGAUCACCCACCUCGACAACAGAGUACGAGCCAGGAUCAAAACCGAAACCCGAGCCAGCAUCGAAGCCCGCUCCCGCAACACCCCCACCAGCACGUCUCCCCCACGAAGAACAAACCUGGACAUGCGAAAUCUGCACGCUCAUAAAUCCCAUCACAUAUCUCCUCUGCGGCGCCUGCGAGACCGAGCGUCCACCAUGGUUCAAUCCACCUUCUCCCUCUCCUGUCCCUUCAUCCACAUCCAACAACACCCGCAGCACCAAAUCCUCAAAACCUCAGCCUCACAACCUCCUAGCCUCUCGCAACGCAGCAGAUAACAUCGCGCGCUUCGAGAGUGCGGCCAGGCAAAAAGCCCAGAUAAACCCAGUAGGCUGGACGUGUGGGCAGUGCGGCAACUGGAUGGAGAGUCAGUGGUGGACCUGCAGCAUGUGUGGGAAGAUGAAGCCCAGUUCAUGA